Messenger RNA from Telopea speciosissima, 3121 nucleotides. Its product is annotated as ER membrane protein complex subunit 1. Gene Ontology annotation, biological process: protein folding in endoplasmic reticulum. The record is from RefSeq and is a predicted model, not a curated record. Lineage: Eukaryota; Viridiplantae; Streptophyta; Magnoliopsida; Proteales; Proteaceae. Gene Ontology annotation, cellular component: EMC complex. Gene Ontology annotation, molecular function: protein binding.
CGAUUAGGUUACUGAACGUUAAACGAAAUGACCGUGUUGCUUAGGCUUUCUCUGCUUCUAACGUUUCUUUCAUUAUCUCUAAACCUUAGUUCUGCUUUGUAUGAAGAUCAAGUAGGGCUCAUGGAUUGGUAUCAACAGUACAUAGGUAAAGUAAAGCAUGCGGUCUUCCAUACUCAGAAGGCGGGGAGAAAGCGUGUUCUGGUUUCUACAGAGGAGAAUGUUAUUGCUUCACUUGAUCUCCGCAGGGGGGACAUUUCUUGGAGACAUGUUCUUGGGGCUGAUGACAUCAUCGAUGAAAUUGAAAUUGCCCUCGGAAAAUAUUUCAUUACCCUUUCAUCAGAGGGUACUAUUUUAAGAGCAUGGAACCUUCCCAAUGGGCAGAUGGUGUGGGAGUCUCUCGUUCAGGGUUCAAAACCCUCAAAGACAUUUCUAUUGAUGAACUUCAAACUGGAUAAGGACAACAUAAUUUUUGUUUUCGGUAGACAAUGUCUCCAUGCUAUUUCAAGCAUUGAUGGAGAGGUUCUUUGGAAGAGAGAGUUGACCACAGAGAGCUUAGAGAUUCAGCGAAUCUUUCAGCAUGUUGACAGUGAUAUCAUAUAUGUUGUAGGAUUUGUUGGUUCAUCACAGUUUCAUACAUACCAGAUUAAUGCUAAAACUGGCGAGCUACUUGAGCAUGGGAGUGCAGCUUCUGGAGAAAUCUCAUUUGUCUCUAAUGACAUCCUUGUGACAUUGGACUCCACUGGGUCAAAUGUAGUGGUGAUAAGCUAUCGGGAUGGAGAUAUCAGCUUUCACCUGACACAUAUUCCAGAUCUUGUUCCAGGUUCGUUUGGGGUGGCAAGAAUAUUGCCUACAAAGCUUACCGGGGUAUUUGCACUAAAAACAGGUUCUUUUGCAAUGUUCCUUAGGCUGUUGGGGGAAAACAAGCUAGAAGUGAUAGAGAAAUUUAAAUAUCCAGUAGCUUUUAGUGAUCCUCUUUCAUUCUCUGAGGGCCAAAAAGCUUUUGCAUUGGUUCAACAUGAAGGAAGUAGGAUUCAGCUCACAGUGAAGCUUGAUAAUGACUGGAACAGUAAUUUACUUGAAAGCUUUGAAAUGGAUCCUCAAAGGGGCCUCGUACAGAAGGUUUUCAUCAACAACUAUAUUAGAACAGGCGGCUCUUAUGGGUUUAGGGCCUUGAUUGUCAUGGAAGAUCAUUCGCUUCUGUUGCUACAACAGGGAAAGAUUGUGUGGAGUAGGGAAGAUGGGCUUGGUUCGGUUAUUGAUGUGACAACUUCAGAACUUCCUGUGGAAAAGGACGGAGUAUCAGUUGCCAAAGUGGAACACUACCUCUUCGAAUUGCUGAAGGGACACAUACUAAAGCUUAAAGAUACUUUAAUGCUUGCAAGCCCCAAUGACAUAGUGGCUAUUCAAGGAAUGAGGUUGAAAAGCUCUGAGAAGAGCAAGAUGACGAGAGACCACAAUUGCUUUCGAAAGCUUUUGAUAGUACUCACUAGAGCAGGGAAGCUUUUCGCUCUGCACACAGGAAAUGGACAAGUUGUUUGGUCUCUUUUACUAUCUUCUCUUCAUAAAUCAGAAGCCUGUCAGUAUCCCACUGGCCUUAAUAUAUAUCAGUGGCAGGUUCCUCAUCAUCAUGCAAUGGAUGAGAAUCCAUCCAUUCUUGUGGUCGGGAGAUGUGGACUUGGUUCCGAUGCUCUGGGUGUUCUCUCAUUUGUUGAUUCGUAUACUGGGAAAGUGCUAAAUUCUUUGAGCCUUGCUCAUUCCAUAGCUCAGGUUAUCCCACUGCCAUUUACAGAUUCAGCAGAACAGCGGCUUCACCUGCUUAUAGAUGCUGGUGGACUUGCACAUUUAUAUCCCACAUUUGAAGCCUUUAAAACUUUUCAAAGUGAGCUUCCAAACGUAUAUUGGUAUUCUGUUGAAGCUGAGAAAGACAUUAUUAGAGGGCAUGCAUUACAUACCAACUGCAUGACAGAAAAGUUCUGCUUUAACACUCGAGAGUUGUGGUCUAUUGUAUUCCCCUCGGAGUCAGAGAAGAUUAUUUCAACUGCAAUGAGAAAAUUGAAUGAGGUGGUUCACACUCAAGCAAAGGUAAUAGCAGAUCAGGAUGUGAUGUUCAAAUAUAUAUCCAGAAACCUGCUCUUCGUAGCAACUGUUGCACCUAAGGCCUACUGUACUAUUGGAUUGGUGACUCCAGAGGAGUCUUGGUUAGUCGUCUAUCUUAUCGAUACCGUAACUGGUUGAAUAUUGCACCGCAUGACUCACCUUGGUUCACAGGGGCCUGUUCAUGCUGUAAUGGAGAGCUGGGUUAUGUACCAUUACUUCAAUCUCAGAGCAUACAAAUAUGAGAUGUCAGUGAUUGAGAUCUAUGAUCAGUCUCGGGCGGAUAACAAAGAUGUGUGGAAGCUUUUUCUUGGAAAGCACAAUCUUGCUUCACCCAUUUCUUCAUAUUCUUGGCCAGAAGUGGUGAUGAAAUCCCAGAGUUAUUUUUUCACCCAUUCUGUGAAAACAAUGGCAGUGACAUCCACAGCCAAGGGUAUAACAUCUAAGCAGCUUCUUAUUGAUACCAUUGGUGAUCAGGUGCUGGCAUUUGAUAAACGUUAUCUAGAUCCUCGACGAUCAACCAAUCUCACUCAUGCAGAGAGAGAAGAAGGAAUUAUGCCUCUGACAGAUUCACUGCCAAUCAUCCCUCAGUCAUAUGUAACACACUCGCUGCAAGUGGAAGGGCUUCGUGGCAUUUUAACGGUUCCUGCUAAGCUGGAGUCAACCACCCUUGUCUUUGCAUAUGGAAUGGAUCUCUUUUUUACCAUGAUUGCACCCUCGUGGACUUAUGAUUCACUUACUGAGGAUUUCAACUAUGCUCUGCUUCUAAUCACAAUAGUUGCACUCAUUGCAGCAAUCGUUGUAAAAUGGGUGCUGUCUGAGAGGAAAAAACUGAGGGAAAAAUGGAGGUGAGUCGGUCUCUCCUUUUGUGUCCUCGUCUCCUCCCAAAUUUUUUGUAAUGCCCCCACAUCAACAUGCUUUUGAUUUUCUUCCCUUAGUUAUUCUAAUUUAGGAUUGAGAGGACUCCCAACUUGUAAUGCUAAAAUUCUUUUCCUUUGCUAAUUAGUUGCAAUCCCUUUUUUUGUGU